This is a messenger RNA of Mya arenaria, 7160 nucleotides long. Its product is annotated as U5 small nuclear ribonucleoprotein 200 kDa helicase-like. The coding region runs from base 93 to 6533 and encodes 2146 amino acids. Gene Ontology annotation, cellular component: nucleus. Lineage: Eukaryota; Metazoa; Mollusca; Bivalvia; Myida; Myidae. The transcript has 40 exons. Gene Ontology annotation, molecular function: nucleic acid binding; ATP binding. The record is from RefSeq and is a predicted model, not a curated record.
UCGGACGCGACUAAUCGACGAAUAUUGUACCGACAUUGAUUUACAAUUAUCAAAGUUUUAGGCUAAAUACGCUCUGAUCCUCCGGCCUGAAGAUGGCUGACGCAGCGGCAAGAUCGUUGCAGUAUGAGUACAAAUCGAACUCCAAUCUUGUGUUGCAAGCAGAUCGAUCCUUGAUUGACAGAAGGGCACGAGAUGAACCCACAAGUGAGGUGCAGUCCCUUACUGGGAAGUUCUCGGGGAGCAAAAUGGGCGAUAAAGCACAGAGAACUAGACCCCCUCAGAUGGAGGAAAGAAAAGCAAAGAGACACAAGCGAGACGAAGCCCAGAGAGACAUGUUAAAGAUGAAGGGAACCACACUUCUUACAGAGGGUAUAUCAGACCUGGUCGGUAUAAUGUACAGGCCUAAAACCCCAGAAACAAGAGGCACUUAUGAGGUCCUACUCAGUUUCAUACAGGCUGCAAUUGGCGAUCAGCCUCGGGAUAUCCUAUGUGGUGCAGCAGAUGAGGUGCUGACUGUUUUGAAGAACGACAAAAUGCGUGAAAAGGAGAAGAAACGAGAAGUAGAGGGCCUGCUGGGAGGCCUUGCUGAGGAAAGGUUCGCCCUGCUUGUCAACCUCGGGAAGAAAAUCACAGACUGGGUACAGGAGGAGAAAAUGCAGAUAGAGGAAAAUAUUGAUGAGACCUAUGGAGUUAAUGUGCAAAUUGAAGAGUCAGAUGAAGAUGAUGAUGCAGAUGUGUACGGUGAGGUGCGUGAGGAAGAUGAAGUGUCCGAUGAGGAAUCAGGUGGAGAGGAGGCCUAUCACAGUGGAACGUUGUCAACUGGUAAUCUUGGAGGUGGUGAACGUAGUAGUAAGGGAGACUCAGGGCUGCACCCUCGAGACAUUGAUGCCUUCUGGCUUCAGCGUAACCUAAGUAAAUACUAUCCUGAUGAUCCCACCAUGGCUCAAGCAAAAUCCAAGGAGGUUCUAACUAUUCUAAAGGCCUCAGGAGAUGACCGUGAAGCAGAAAACCAGCUUGUAAUGUUGCUGGGUGUAGAUGCCUUUGCUUUCAUCAAGAUUCUCCGCCAGUUCAGACGCAUGAUCCUAUACUGCACACUACUCGCACAAGCACAGAAUGAGACGGAGAAAGGGGAGAUUGAGGGAAAAAUGGAAAGUGAGUCAGACCUGAAGACGAUACUGCACGCCCUUCAGGCGACGGAGAAAGAAGAUAUUGUGACGGAGGAACGGUCCCGACGAGACCAGGCCCGGAAAUCUCGAGUAGCUGCAGAUAUUGAGGCAAUGGAUACAGAUGAUGCUCAGGAGCUGGGCUAUGUAAACAGCCUGGACCUUGAAGACAUUAGUUUCCAACAUGGAAGUCAUCUGAUGGCAAACAAGAAAUGCCAGCUUCCUGAUGGCUCGUUCCGCAAACAGAGAAAAGGUUACGAGGAGGUCCAUGUCCCUGCGCUAAAACCUCAGCCAUUCGAUGCUGAUGAGUCUCUUGUGAAAAUAGGCCACCUUCCAAACUAUGCCCAGCCAGCAUUUGAGGGAUUUAAGUCUCUCAAUCGAAUCCAAAGUCGACUUUUCAAGGCAACAAUGGAAUCUGACCAGAAUAUUCUGUUGUGUGCUCCCACUGGUGCGGGAAAGACAAAUGUUGCAUUGUUGACAAUGCUACGUGAGAUCGGAAAGCAUGUAAAUCCUGAUGGGACCAUAAACAAGGAUGAGUUUAAGAUCAUCUAUGUGGCACCAAUGAAAUCACUUGUGCAGGAGAUGGUGGGAAACUUUAGGAAUAGGCUCAAGUCCUAUGGUUUGAAUGUUGAGGAGUUGACGGGCGAUUCUCAAGUAACGAAGGAACAGAUAAACGCAACCCAGAUCAUUGUUUGUACACCAGAAAAGUGGGACAUUAUCACACGCAAGGGUGGCGAGAGGACAUACACACAGCUAGUGAGGCUCAUGAUCUUUGACGAAGUACACCUGCUUCACGAUGAGAGAGGUCCGGUGUUGGAGUCCCUUGUAGCCAGAACUAUUCGCAACAUUGAAACCACACAAGAAGAUGUGAGACUGGUGGGACUGAGCGCUACUCUUCCAAACUACGAGGACGUCGCUACUUUCCUUCGUGUCGAACCAUCGGAGGGGCUGUUUUUCUUUGACAACAGUUUCCGUCCCGUACCGCUAGAGCAGCAGUUUAUUGGGAUAACAGAGAAAAAGCCGGUGAAGAGGUUCCAAAUUAUGAACGAGAUCGUGUAUGAAAAAGUGAUGGAGCAUGCUGGGAAAAACCAGGUGCUGGUGUUUGUCCACUCUCGUAAGGAGACUGGUAAGACAGCUCGUGCCAUCAGAGACAUGUGUUUGGAGAAGGAUACCCUGGGACUGUUCCUGAAGGAGGGGUCAAUGUCAACAGAGAUUCUCCGUAAUGAAUCGGAGAAGGUUAACAACCUGGAACUCAAGGAUCUCCUGCCUUAUGGAUUUGCUAUCCAUCAUGCUGGCAUGAACAGACUUGAUCGUACCCUUGUGGAGGAUCUAUUUGCUGAUCGUCACAUCCAGGUGCUGGUAUCCACCUCGACCCUAGCCUGGGGUGUCAACCUCCCCGCCCACACCGUCAUCAUCAAAGGCACACAGAUAUACAGCCCUGAGAAGGGACGAUGGGUUGAACUUUCAGCUCUUGAUGUCAUGCAGAUGUUGGGUCGUGCAGGCCGUCCCCAAUAUGACACCAAAGGUGAAGGCAUCAUGCUGACCAAUCACAGUGAACUACAGUACUAUCUGUCUUUGAUGAACCAACAGCUGCCCAUUGAGAGCCAGUUUAUCGGCAAGUUGGCAGAUAAUCUCAAUGCCGAGGUUGUGCUGGGAACCGUGCAGAAUGUGAAGGAGGCAGUCGACUGGCUAGGUUACACCUACCUGUACAUCCGUAUGUUACGUCACCCGACACUGUACGGGGUGAGUCACGACCAGAUGAAGGAGGAUCCGCUACUACAGCAGCGACGCAAGGACCUCAUACACUCCGCGGCCAUGCUGCUUGAUAAACACAACCUGAUCAAGUAUGACAAGAAGUCCGGACAUUUCCAGGUAACGGAGCUUGGCCGUAUUGCGAGUCACUACUACCUGACCCACGAGACAAUUGCCACAUACAACCAAUUGCUGAAACCAACACUGAGUGAGAUAGAACUGUUCAGAGUUUUCUCCUUGUCCUCGGAGUUCAAAUACAUCGCUGUCAGAGAGGAAGAAAAGCUUGAGCUACUGAAGUUACUGGAGCGAGUUCCAAUACCAAUCAAAGAAAGCAUUGAAGAACCAAGUGCGAAGGUCAACGUUCUUCUACAAGCCUACAUAUCCCAGCUGAAGCUUGAGGGGUUCGCUCUCAUGUCUGACAUGGUCUACGUCACACAGAGCGCAGCUCGGCUUAUUCGGGCCAUAUUUGAGAUCGUUCUGCACAGAGGCUGGGCUCAACUCACAGACAAGUGUCUGGCCCUGUGUAAGAUGGUGCAGAAAAGAAUGUGGCAGUCCAUGACACCGCUUCGUCAGUUCAAGAAGGUUCAAGGUCACGAGGAGGUUGUGAAGCGUAUUGAGAAGAAAAACCUUCCAUUCGAGCGUCUUUACGACCUGAACCACAACGAGAUAGGAGAGCUAAUCAAGAUGCCUAAGUUUGGCAAGACGAUACACAAGUACAUCCAUCAGUUCCCGAAACUGGAGCUUGCAGUGCACAUUCUGCCCAUUACCAGGUCGACACUGCGUAUAGAGCUAACAAUCACACCCGACUUUCAGUGGGAGGAUAAAGUACACGGCACGUCAGAGGCAUUCUGGAUCCUCGUAGAAGAUGUCGACAGUGAGGUUAUACUCCACCAUGAGUACUUCCUGCUCAAAGACAAAUUUGCCCAGGAUGAGCACUACGUGAAGUUCUUUGUUCCUGUGUUUGAGCCCCUGCCUCCACAGUACUUCAUCCGGGUUAUCUCUGACAGGUGGAUUGGCUCUGAGACGCUCCUGCCCGUCUCAUUCCGUCACUUGAUCCUUCCUGAGAAAUACCCACCACCGACGGAACUGCUUGACCUCCAGCCCCUCCCCGUGUCUGCCUUGCGAAACCCGAACUUUGAGUCCCUCUACAGCGACAAGUUUCCAUUCUUCAAUCCCAUACAGACACAAGUGUUCAAUGCAGUGUACAACAGUGAUGACAAUGUGUUUGUGGGGGCACCCACUGGUAGUGGAAAGACAAUCUGUGCUGAGUUUGCCGUGCUCAGAAUGUUCUCUCAGAAUGCAGACGGACGGUGUGUGUUUGUGACACCUCUGGAACCCCUUGCACAACAGAUGUAUACUGACUGGUACAACAAGUUUGGUCUACAGCUGGGGAAGAGAGUUGUCGUCCUUACUGGAGAGACUGGGACAGACCUGAAACUGCUGGCUAAGGGCAACAUUAUCAUCAGCACACCAGAGAAGUGGGACGUGUUAUCUCGCCGUUGGAAGCAGAGAAAGAACGUCCAGAACAUCAACCUUUUCAUUGUGGACGAGCUUCAUCUCAUUGGUGGCGAUGUGGGGCCGGUACUGGAGGUGAUAUGUUCCCGUAUGCGGUACAUCUCAUCCCAACUGGAGCGUAACAUACGUAUUGUGGCGUUGACCUCAUCUCUCAGUAACGCGAAGGACGUCUCCCAGUGGCUCGGCGUAUCGACUACAGGAUUUUUCAACUUUCAUCCCAAUGUCAGGCCUGUGCCUCUUGAAAUGCACAUUCAGGGCUUCAACAUCAGUCACAACAUGUCUCGCAUCAUCGCCAUGGCCAAGCCCACAUACCAGGCCAUACUGAGACACGCCCCCAAGAAGCCAGUGAUCGUGUUUGUCCCAUCCCGCAAACAGACGCGCCUAACAGCCAUCGAUAUCCUGACAUUCUCUGCAGCAGAGAUACAGACAGAGUCUGAGACUCCGCGAAGUCGCUUCCUCCACGUGCCUGAAGAGGAUAUAGCGCCUUUCUUGGAGAAGAUCCAGGACAAGACUCUUAAAGAAACACUUAGCAAUGGCGUAGCAUAUCUCCAUGAGGGAUUGAAUGAGCUGGAACGUAAAGUGGUCGAGCAGCUGUUUUCUACAGGGGCAGUGCAGGUGCUUGUAGCAUCACGCAGUCUUGCGUGGGGGAUGAAUGUGGCUGCACACCUCGUCAUUGUCAUGGAUACACAGUAUUACGAUGGCAAAACUCACUCGUACGAGGACUACCCAGUUCCUGAUGUGCUCCAGAUGAUUGGUCGAGCCAACAGGCCCCUCACUGACAAUGAAGGAAAGGGUGUGAUCCUAUGUCAGAGCUCGAAGAAGGAGUUCUUCAAGAAAUUCCUGUACGAGCCGCUGCCAGUUGAGAGCCACUUGGACCAUUGUCUUCACGACCACUUCAGUGCGGAAAUUGUUACAAAGACAAUAGAAAACAAACAGGAGGCUGUCGACUAUCUGACAUGGACAUUCCUCUAUAGACGAAUGACGCAGAAUCCCAACUACUACAACCUACAGGGCAUGUCACACAGGCAUUUGUCUGAUCAUCUCUCUGAGCUUGUGGAAAAUACUAUUUCAGAUUUGGAGCAGUCAAAGUGUAUCAGCGUUGAAGAUGAGAUGUACGUUUCUCCUCUCAACCUGGGAAUGAUCGCUGCCUACUACUACAUCAACUAUACCACCAUUGAGUUAUUCAGCAUGUCCUUGAACGCGAAGACAAAGGUCAAGGGUCUCAUUGAGAUUAUCUCAAAUGCCGCGGAGUACGAAGAAAUCCCCAUACGUCACCACGAGGAUUCCGUGCUCCGUCAACUGGCAUCACGUCUGCCGAACAAACUGGCGAACCCGAAAUAUAACGAUCCACACGUGAAGACAAACCUGUUACUGCAAGCUCACUUGUCCCGUAUGCAGCUGUCUGCAGAGCUGCAAUCUGACACCGAGGAGAUUCUGAGCAAGGCGAUCCGUCUGAUUCAAGCGUGUGUUGACGUUCUUAGCAGUAAUGGAUGGCUAAGCCCUGCGCUGGCAGCUAUGGAGUUAGCCCAGAUGGUUACACAAGCCAUGUGGGGAAAAGAUUCUUACCUGAAACAACUUCCACACUUCACAGCGGACAUCAUCAAGCGAUGCCAAGAAAAGGGUGUGGAGACGAUAUUUGACGUCAUGGAGAUGGAAGACGAUGAUCGUAAUGAGUUGCUGCAGUUGAGCGACUCACAGAUGGCAGAUGUCGCUCGAUUCUCUAAUCGAUAUCCAAACAUCGAGAUGACCUACGAAGUCGCUGACAAGGACAGUGUUAGCAGUGGUUCUACAGUGAAUGUGCACGUGCAGUUGGAGAGGGAGGAUGAGGUCACGGGACCUGUUGUUGCUCCACUUUUCCCACAGAAACGUGAGGAGGGCUGGUGGGUCGUCAUUGGAGACACAAAGAACAACUCCCUGCUCUCCAUCAAGCGUCUCACGCUGCAACAGAAGGCCAAGCUGAAGCUGGACUAUGUGGCCCCCGCCCCCGGGAAGUACAACUACACCCUCUUCUACAUGAGCGACGCCUACAUGGGCUGUGAUCAGGAAUACAAGUUCUCUAUUGACGUGAAGGAAGCAGAUAGUAGUGACAGUGACUCAGACUAAAGAUUGUCAGGCCUUUUCAGGGUUGCUCAAUAUCUUGCUAAGAAACUCUUCAUGAUGUUUCAAUCAAAGGAUAUAUUCAUUGAAUUGGACAAAAGUUAAGUCUUAGUGACUUUUUCAUACAUGUAUCUCAUUUUCUUUGUAAAAAAAUGCUGAUUUCACAUUUUUUACCUGUAAUGUGUCGUGUGUUAUUAAAGUAAACAAGUACAAAUGACUUGCUAAUCUGAUUUGAUUCAUUGAUUUUGAGUGUUACAUGUUGAAAAAAAUCAUGUUUAAGAUCAUGAUGUACUGUAGGGUUACAUUCUCUGAUCAUCUCUCAGCAGUGUAUUGAAUUGUUAAGUCUUUGGUUUGUAAAUUGUUCUCUUUUUGUCAUUUCAUAAAUAAAAAAUUAUGAAUCACUUGGUGUAAACCGUGAAGAAAUAUAUAGAAGUACAAUUGUGUGGCCAUUUGUAACAUUCCACUAUCAUGGUGCUUCAUCUGAUGUCAGGUGUAUGGUUAUUGACGUGGUUUUUUAUGCAUCCUAUUUUUUGACAGCUUACAGCUUGUGUUUGAACUUGAAACUACAUGUUUAUUGUCAUCAAAUAAUGAAAACAUUUUGUGACAAAAUUUUAAUAAAUGAAUGGUCAUAUA